ACUUUAUCCUUGUUGUCUGUCCUGCUCACUCAGACCUCACAGGAAACCUGCGGCUCCCCCAACCCUCCGCCUCUGCCUCGCCUUCCCACACUUUACUUCCACACAGCCCUGCAGCUCCAGAGAGCCUGACCAGAGAGGAUGGCUGCAUCCAUGUGGCGGAUGAAUGGGCAACACAGAAGAAUUGCUGGAGUUCUGCUGCUCUGGAUUCUGCUUAGUUGUGAGGUGAUGUGCCAAGACGAUGCAACAGAUGCACCUACUGUGACGGAUGCUGCGGAUCCUCCGGCAGAUCCUCCUGCCGAUCCCCCCGCCGAUCCCCCGGCCUCCCCUGACGCCCCUGAUGCCCCUGAUGCCUCCGUGGCCCCGGAUGCAGGCUCCUCUGGAACCGUUAAGGCUGCUGACCCCGCCGGUACCACCCCCGCUGCUGCUGCUGGAGACUCCUUCACGGUGGUCACCGUAGUCGUGCCGGGACACGUCCCGGAAGCAGGAACCACAAACAUUCCUGCUGCCACGGACGCUGCAGACUCUGAUGCGCAGCCGGCUGCUGUUAUUCCUGCUGUGACCCACAAACCCAUUGUGCCUGAAGUGAAGUGUGUUGCAAAGGAGGACAUCUCAGAGAGCGGUGCUGUCAAGGCGGAAGUAUCAACAGAUGACUGCGAAGCAACAAAACGUGUGAUUCAAGAGAACCCUGCUGCCUGGUGCCAUUCGGAAAGCUGCAAUAUAAACAUCUUCCAGGACGAGAAAACAUUGUUUGUGACCAGCAGCGAUGCUAACUUGGGUACUUUGGCUGAUGCACUCCAGAGUGAGAGUUUGAAAGACAAGUUGGGUGUGACGAAGACUGAGACGCCGUCAUCGUCAGGCUCCUCUGUGUUCGUGGGAAUACUGGUCACUGGUCUGCUCGCCGCCAUCGGCAUCACUGUCGGCUACUUCAAAUGCAAACGCAGAGCUGACACCAAGGGAGUGAAGCUGGCAGAGGAGGGUUUCCCCGUGGAUCAGGAGAGUCAGGGCAACACCCUGGUGUCCGACGCCCCUCUCAACCCCCCACCUGAAACCCAGGAGAAACCCAGCGUAAACGGAGAGUCCACCGAGGCGGCCAAGAGCCCUCCCCCCACCAACGGCCACUCCACCGCCAAGACAGCAGACACGGAGCUGUGAGAAACCGUCCCAGGGAAAGUGCAGUCCACAAACUUCCUCCACAAACACCUUCAUCCACGCAAAUUCAUUCAGGUCAAUUCAAAGAAAUUCUGAAUCCGAUCCGGCCCAGCCACAGAGGCCACAGCAAAGUGGACGCUGAUUCCAACGACCUCCUCUGUGUUGCUGCUGCCCUCUUGACUCCUCCUCAGGCUGCUGCCUCAACACACACCAGGGAAGCGGGUCUGAUGAUGAUUACAAUAGUAACAAACACGAAUGAUGUGGAUGGUGACGAAGGCUCAGUCCCUGGGUGGUUGAAGGCAGUCAGGCUGUAAACCAGAGAGGAGACUGGCAGCACCGGGCUUGAAGAAGGUGUAUAAGUGUGUGUGUAUAAGUGUGUGUGUGUAUAAGUGUGUGUGUUUGUGUUGAUCAGCACUGAUGGCUGCAGCCUCUGGAAACCCCGCACUUCCUCCACUUCAUAGCUACUUCCUCUCCCUCCACUACUAAACACAUUACAAGCACACGAGUAAGUGUUGCUUAGGUUUACAUUAAGCCAUAACACUUGGCUCACACCUUGUGUGUCUGACUGCAGGUGAGGGAAUAUGUGCAUGCAUGUGUGCUGCAUUUGUGUGUGUUAAUACAUACUUACAUCACUACUGUGUAUAUGUUGUAAAUAUCUCAGUACACGCAUCUAAGGCUCUGUUGCAUAUUGUACUGUAAUGUCUGGGAACGUGAUCAUGACUGGCAGACUCUCUAAGCAACUGGUUGAAUGAUUAGCAUGAAUGUGCUUGUGACAUUAGCCAUGAAAACACCAGCUGGUGGAAGGAAAGUAGAAGUUUUACAUGAUACUUUCUCAAAGUUUUUGCAACCACCACGGCAAACUGUUGUGUCGUCAGUCACAAAAGGAAAAAGACCUGUUUACUGCUUCCUGCCAGCUCGGUAAUCUUAUUUGUCAGUGCUAAUCUCAUUUAAGUAUAUGUUAUGUAUAUGCUACACUUGUAUGUUAACUUUUAUGUGCCACAUGUUCUAAUUUCAUAACUCAUUUUGUACUUAAAUAUAUAUAUGUUUGUGGCGUCGUAAUCAUUCUUGACCUUGGAUAUAAGUGAGACAAAUGUACUCAAGGGCUAUGGUAGUUUGUUUUUUUUUCCUUCCUUUUUUCCCCUUUUCUCUCAACAUAACUGAUAUUAAAAAAAAAAAACAACAAAGAUGCCUUACAUUGAUUUAUCAUAUUGGUCAAUUUUGUAUCUUUCAUUCCAACGUGACUGUGUAAUUUUACUAGCAUCAUGUACUUUAAAAUGGAUUUAACAUGAAACAAUAAAAUAAAAAAUGAA
Molecule: messenger RNA, 2459 nt
Organism: Cololabis saira (Pacific saury)
Lineage: Eukaryota; Metazoa; Chordata; Actinopteri; Beloniformes; Belonidae
Gene: cd34
Product: CD34 molecule
Exons: 8
Coding region: 139-1152 (337 amino acids)
Biological process (GO): cell adhesion
Cellular component (GO): membrane
Source: RefSeq, a predicted model, not a curated record